Molecule: messenger RNA, 1059 nt
Organism: Zygotorulaspora mrakii
Lineage: Eukaryota; Fungi; Ascomycota; Saccharomycetes; Saccharomycetales; Saccharomycetaceae
Gene: ZTA1
Product: NADPH:quinone reductase
Exons: 1
Coding region: 1-1059 (352 amino acids)
Biological process (GO): cellular response to oxidative stress
Cellular component (GO): cytoplasm
Molecular function (GO): zinc ion binding; quinone reductase (NADPH) activity
Source: RefSeq, a predicted model, not a curated record
AUGGUGGUAUUGCGCAACACAUUAAAAAUCAAAUUGCCAAGAAUAAACAUGUCGUCUAGCAUUAUUAGUGUUCCAACCACCCAAAAAGUUGUUCUGAUCGAUGGUAUCGGUGGUUUAGACAAUAUCAAAUACGUAGAUUUUCCGGUACCAAAGAUUGGUGGAAACGAAAUUCUUAUAAAGAAUAGAUACGUUGGUAUCAAUUUUAUCGAAUCAUAUUUCAGAAAGGGUAUUUAUCCUUGUGAGCUGCCUUACGUUUUGGGAAGGGAAGCUACAGGAUCUGUUGUAGCAAAAGGGGAUAACGUUACCAAGUUCGAGAUCGGUGAUAAGGUUGCGUACUUUUCAGGCUCAACAUUCGCUCAGUACACGAAAGUCUUGGACUCUGGCGUGAUUCUGAAAUUGCCAAAGGAAGUGUCCGAUGACAAAAUGAAAAUUGUAAGUGCUGCUCUUUUGCAGGGCUUUACGGCUCUAACACUUAGUGAAGAUGCUUAUAAAGUCCAAAAGGGCGACACAAUUCUUGUCUAUGCUGCUGCCGGUGGUGUUGGUUUGAUACUUCUUCAAUUGUUGAAGAGAAAGGGUGCACAUUCAAUAGCUGUUGUCUCCACUGAUGAGAAAGCUGCUUUAGCUCGUAAAAACGGUGCAGAGUUCACUGUUAACUCUUCAAAGGAAGAUAUCGAAACAGCAGUGAGAAAAAUCACCAAUGGAGAAGGUGUUGAGGCUGCGUUCGAUUCUAUUGGCAGAGACACUUUUGAUACUACAUUGGCUUUACUUAAGAGAAAAGGUACUUUUGUUUCGUAUGGUAACGCUUCCGGUGUAGUUCCUCCAUUAUCGAUUACUCGUUUAACCCCUAAAAACAUCAAGCUUGUGAGACCUCAAGUUUUUGGUUAUAUAAGUGACGCCAAGGACUUAAAACAUUAUUCAGAUGAGUUUUUCAAGCUGAUCGACUCUGGUGAGUUGAACAUCUUGAUCCACAAAGUAUAUUCUCUUCAAGACUAUAAAGAAGCUACAAAGGAAUUGGAAGGUAGGAAAACCGUUGGAAAAUUAUUGUUAGAGAUAUCUUAA